ACUAUAGACACUGUUGAUUCGCUUUUUCCAUUCUUUUUGGAUGGGUGAAACAUUGUCAGUGUUCGACCACUUAGUCGCUGGAUAACCGUUGUACGAUACGGGUUUAGUUUGAAAAAUAAAUAAAUUAGAAGACAGACAGACAAACAAAACAAAAAAAAAUUGAAAGAAAAUUUGCUUGGAGAAAAUAAAUAAUUGUCCGAUAAUCAAUUUACUUGCAAACACAAAUAAUUUUUUUAGUGAAUUCGACUGAUCUUUUAUUUCUUGCAAGUGUAAAGAAAACAGUGAAAAUCAGAUUCAUCGCAGAAAAUACGCCAUACGGAAUACGGGCGAUCUAUCAUCACUUUACCGUUAAUAAUUUAAAAAGCUUUACAUACCACGGUAAUUAACACAUUGUCAAAAAUGAAAUGUUCGGUCACACCGGAACCAACACUCAUUACGGUUGGCUCAGACUUACCGGAUAUGGUUAAGCCAACAACAGCACAACGCAAUAAGACCUGGACAAUGCCGAAGUUUAAGCUACCUCGAGCAGCAACAGCGUUUAUAACAACAGUUGACAGAGACAAAACUAAUCAGUCAAUCGACAAUGGUGAACUGCAAGCGAUUUUGUCUCAGCAACAGAUGAACAAUGUGGGAAUUUGCCUGUUACGGGAUAGUCCGUUUCGAAUACUUAGGGCUGCUGAAGCGGGAAAUUUGGAAGAUUUUAUUCGUUUGUUUCAAAGUAACAACAACCGCCUAUCAGUUCAGGAUGCUAAGGGUAGAACGGCCGCGCAUCAAGCAGCUGCACGAAAUCGAGUUAAUAUUUUGCAAUUCGUUAAGGAGCAACACGGAAAUUUGGAUGCACAAGAUCUGGCUGGCAAUACUCCUUUGCAUUUGGCUGUAGAAAAUGACUCCUUAGAAGCCUUGGAAUACUUGCUUUCGGUUUCCGUCAACACAGGCCUCCUGAAUGAAAAGAAACAAGCACCGGUCCACUUGGCAACCGAAUUGAACAAAGUGAAUGCUCUCAAGGUUAUGGGACAGUACCGGAAAAUCAUCGAUAUACAAAAAGGUGGUGAACAUGGACGAACCGCAUUGCAUUUAGCUGCGAUUUAUGAUCAUGAGGAGUGUGCUCGCAUUCUGGUAGGUUUGAUUACAGAAUUUGGAGCUUGUCCACGGAAACCUUGCAACAACGGAUAUUAUCCAAUUCAUGAAGCCGCAAAAAAUGCCAGCUCGAAGACGAUGGAAGUUUUCUUUCAGUGGGGUGAAUCUAGGGGAUGUACGCGAGAGGAAAUGAUUUCAUUCUAUGAUUCUGAAGGUAAUGUACCUUUGCAUUCGGCUGUCCACGGAGGUGAUAUCAAGGCAGUAGAACUAUGCAUAAAUUCGGGAGCCAAGAUAUCAACACAGCAGCAUGAUUUGUCAACACCCGUUCAUCUGGCUUGUGCUCAAGGUGCCCUUGAUAUAGUCAAGCUUAUGUUUAACAUGCAACCCAUAGAAAAGAAAGUUUGCCUAGCUUGUGUAGACGCACAGAAAAUGACACCGUUACACUGUGCAUCGAUGUUUGACCAUCCCGAUAUUUGUGAAUAUUUAGUCGCCGAAGGGGCUGACAUCAAUACUUUGGACAAAGAACGUCGGUCACCAUUACUUCUGGCUGCCUCACGUGGCGGCUGGAAAACGGUGCAUCUGCUAAUUCGGAUGGGUGCAAAUAUUGCCAUUAAGGAUGUGAAUUCUAGAAACGUUCUUCAUCUGGUUAUCAUGAACGGCGGCCGGUUAGAUGAAUUUGCCUCUGAAGUUUCCAAAGCUCAGUCAAAAUCGUUGUUGCUGCAGUUGUUGAACGAAAAAGAUCACACAGGAUGCUCGCCACUGCACUAUGCCAGCCGAGAAGGUCAUAUAAGAUCGUUGGAAAAUUUGAUUCGACUUGGAGCGUGUAUCAAUUUGAAAAACAACAACAAUGAGAGUCCGCUGCAUUUCGCUGCUAGAUAUGGCAGAUUCAACACCGUACGGCAAUUGUUGGACUCGGAGAAGGGAACGUUUAUUAUAAACGAGAGCGAUGGCGAAGGACUUACCCCACUGCACAUAUCUUCUCAACAAGGACAUGCUAGGGUGGUACAGCUACUUCUAAAUAGAGGAGCGUUGCUGCACAGAGAUCACAACGGACGGAAUCCCCUGCAUUUAGCUGCAAUGUCUGGAUACACUCAAACCAUAGAACUUCUGCAUUCUGUUCACUCUCAUUUACUAGAUCAAGUUGACAAAGACGGGAACACUCCACUCCAUCUCGCUACAAUGGAAAACCGACCAAGUGCUAUUUCCUUACUGCUCUCAAUGAGCUGUAAACUCACUUACAACUACACCGAUAUGAGUGCUAUCGAUUAUGCCAUUCAUUACAAGUAUCAGGAAGCCGCUCUGGCAAUGGUAACGCAUGACACGCGAGCGGAUGAAGUGAUGGCUUUACGCUCUGAUAAACAUCCAUGCGUUACAUUGGCUCUGAUCUCAUCAAUGCCUAGAGUUUUCGAAGCUGUGCAGGACAAGUGUAUCACAAAAGCGAAUUGUAAGAAGGACUCUAAGAGCUUUUACAUAAAUUAUUCGUUCUCCUGUUUACAAUGUCCAACUAUGUAUGCAGAUGUUGACGAAAAAACUGGGGAGACAUUACAGAUAACAAAACCGAUACCCCUACCCGCGUUAAACGCCAUGGUAAGCCAUGGAAGAGUCGAACUUCUAGCCCAUCCAUUAAGUCAGAAAUAUUUGCAAAUGAAGUGGAAUAGCUACGGAAAAUAUUUUCAUGUGACCAAUUUGUUCAUUUAUAGCGUGUUUUUAAUGUUUGUGACAUUGUACUCAUCACAAUUAAUGAGCAAUGUCAUUGACGAGAAUCCGAAAUUAGGAAAUGGGACAGAGCUGCCUGAUCUGAUCCAUGAAGAAGCAAUAACACCAGCCCCUUUACACUCUCGCCAUCAGACCCAGUACAUUGGCUCCGCCAGUAAAUCAACGCCACCGACAUUCAAUCAGAUCGAAGUAACAAAUAUUAUGAUUGUAUCUGCUAUUGCCAUAUCCAUUUAUGCCGUUUUGAGCUCCGUGCGAGAGGUCGUUCACAUUUACCAGCAGAAGUUGAACUAUCUAUUGGAUCCCAGCCAUUGCAUAUCUUGGCUGCUGUACAUUUCAUCUUUGAUAAUGGUGAUGCCAGUGUUUUGUAAGGGUAGCGUAAGCGACGCCAGCUUCUCAGCAGCAUCGGUAACAGUCUUUUUGUCGUGGUUCAAUUUACUGUUAUUCUUGCAACGGUUCGACCAGGUUGGCAUCUACGUGGUAAUGUUUUUGGAGAUUUUGCAAACCCUGAUGAAGGUGUUGAUGGUGUUUUCGAUUUUAAUCAUUGCCUUUGGCUUAGCGUUCUUUAUAUUGAUGUCAAAGACAUCUAGCAAUCAGUCAGCGAACCAUUUAUCAUUUUCUUCGAUUCCAAUGUCGCUUCUUCGUACAUUCUCCAUGAUGUUGGGAGAAAUGGACUUUGUCGGAACUUACGUUCAACCGUUUUACACGAACGAGCUCACGUUUCCCAUACCCACUUUUCUUUUGCUUUGUCUCUUCAUGAUUCUUAUGCCGAUUCUGUUGAUGAAUCUGCUUAUUGGUUUGGCCGUUGGAGAUAUUGAGUCAGUGCGUCGGAACGCCCAGCUGAAACGAUUGGCUAUGCAGGUGGUGUUGCACACUGAGCUCGAACAAAAAUUGCCCCAAAUGUGGCUGGAACGGGUCGAUAAAAUGGAAUUAAUCGAAUACCCAAACACUCUGAAAUGUAAACUGGGAUUCUUUGAUUUCAUCUUGAGAAAAUGGUUCUGUAAUCCCUUCACUGACGAUGCCACAGUUGACAUGAUGAUGGAAAGCAAUGAGGACUAUCUCACCGAAGAAAUGGAAAAACAGAAAAAGAAAUUGCGAGACAUCGGCAACGUAUUGGACAGUCAGCAUCAGUUGCUCAGACUUAUCAUUCAGAAAAUGGAAAUCAAAACCGAGGCUGAUGAUGUGGAUGAAGGCGUUUCGCCGAAUGAAUUUAAGCCGUCGGUCGCUUGUAUUCCACAAAAUACACGAUGGAAUUCACCGAUGAUACGUAAAAAGUUGAAGCAUGCAAUGAGUUUCACGAAAAACUAAAAUCGAAAUUGAUUUCAUUCGUUCGACUUUUGUAAUGGAAUGAAAGUCUCAGAUUCUAGAACUGGUGACCAAAGUCAUUUUCCGUUUUAUAUUAUUCCACUUUUUUACUUGUUAGACGUCUGUGAGCCGAACGGUUGCAUCCAUCAAAAAUAAAUAUCUUUCCAGUGGGUUGAGUGUAAAAUUUUCUAUUGCAAUAGAGAGCAUCGAAACGUAAAUUUGACCAAAAGAAGAUGGAACUUUUAAUUGUGUUAUUAAACCAAAAUUAUAGUGUAACCACUAUAAAACACAAAUUGAAUUUAAGUUUUCUUAGAUUUUUUGCUCCAAUUACAUAUCGCUCCAUGCAACGGCAACAAAUCUUGGAUUAUUUAUUAUGCAUUUCCUUCUGCUAGACCAUGCA
Messenger RNA from Bradysia coprophila, 4495 nucleotides. RefSeq names its product Transient receptor potential cation channel A1 (gene TrpA1). Gene Ontology annotation, biological process: monoatomic ion transmembrane transport. Gene Ontology annotation, molecular function: protein binding; monoatomic ion channel activity. Gene Ontology annotation, cellular component: transmembrane transporter complex; membrane. NCBI's taxonomy places the organism in Eukaryota, Metazoa, Arthropoda, Insecta, Diptera, Sciaridae. The record is from RefSeq and is a predicted model, not a curated record.